This is a messenger RNA of Cryphonectria parasitica EP155, 645 nucleotides long. RefSeq lists its product as uncharacterized. The record is from RefSeq and is a predicted model, not a curated record. The transcript has 2 exons. Bases 350 to 520 code for a protein of 56 amino acids. NCBI's taxonomy places the organism in Eukaryota, Fungi, Ascomycota, Sordariomycetes, Diaporthales, Cryphonectriaceae.
GAAUCAGCAGCGGAGAAUCUGUGCUGCCAACUAUCUCUGGUAAGGGUUUCGAUGCGAUGUGCUCGGUAACUUUGCCGCUGCACUCGCUCAAAAUUGCCCACUGUGAGACAGGGAGACGGGCUUGCAUAACAGCCUGCGUUGCGCGGUCCAGGCGGGAUAGAGUGCCGUCCCCUGUGCCGCCUCCAGCCCAUGCGACAAUCACUUGAUUGGCCGUCCUAGCCCCCCUUUUGAGCUUGUCCAGGUACUUUGGUUGUCCGCUCUUCACAAACGACUUGAUAAUAGUGUCCAGGUCCUCUGAAGCUGUCUGGCCCGAUAGGAAGAGGACAUCGCAAAGAGUGAGGAGGAGAAGAUGCUGGAUCGUCCGUUCCCCUGGGCCAGGAUUGUUUGCCAUCUCAACAGCUGCCUGGUAGGCGUCAUCGUUGCGGCCCUUUGGGAGCAUCGUUACGAUGCUGCUCGUCUCCAAACGCUUCAGGCAGCCUCUGUCUCGCCAUACUCGCUCGGCAAGUUUUUCCCACCUUGAUUGGGAGGCCGGUUGGGUCCUGCGAGGUGGCUCCUCAAAAGGGCGAUCUGGUUGGUCCGGUUGAUAGAAAAUAACUUGAAGGUCCAUAUUGGCUGCGUCGUGGUGGCCGCACGCGGGCGGGUGGU